Cucurbitaria berberidis CBS 394.84 is the source of this 1455-nucleotide messenger RNA. RefSeq names its product histone-fold-containing protein. Gene Ontology annotation, biological process: regulation of DNA-templated transcription. Gene Ontology annotation, cellular component: CCAAT-binding factor complex; nucleus. The record is from RefSeq and is a predicted model, not a curated record. Bases 399 to 1316 code for a protein of 305 amino acids. The transcript has 6 exons. Gene Ontology annotation, molecular function: protein heterodimerization activity; DNA-binding transcription activator activity, RNA polymerase II-specific; DNA binding. NCBI's taxonomy places the organism in Eukaryota, Fungi, Ascomycota, Dothideomycetes, Pleosporales, Cucurbitariaceae.
AGUGUUAGCCAUCCACCAACCAAGCUUCAACUUCCGCAAAUAUAUAAUCGCGCCCAACUUUGAUUCGUCCGACGAUAGCACAGGCAGGCAGCACAGCAUCCGCACACCGCAGCGGCCACACACUGGCUGCCAGUACCAGCCAUCGGUGCUUGCGGCUCCCCCCCGCACCAGCUCUCUGCAACAGCUUCCCCGGCCACUUAGACGCUCUCCUGCACGCAACCACGACAUCGACCGCUCCAUCCACAACCCGACCACAAGAUUCUAGGGAGCAGCCAUUGGGUGUCGCGCAAUCCUUUUCUGCACCCUCCCGUCAGCCCCUUUGCUUGCUGCCAUCCCACACGCCUCGAGUCGUCGCGCGCCCUGCCAUCGCGUAACGCUUGCGCAACACGCCCCAAGCCAUGGACGCCGUCAACCUCCAACACGGCCAGCAGAAGAUGCGCCAGGCCCCUGCCGCCCCUCGUCGCUAUGACGGACAGGCCGGCAAUCCGCUCUAUGACCCUCAACAGGGCGGUCACUAUGGCGCCUCUGCAUCCAUUGCCGCACAAGGUCACGCUCCCGACCCGCAGCUGUUCAUCGGCUCGUGGCAGAAUGUCAACCAAGGGCUAACGGGCAACUACCGCGACAUCCUCAACACAUACUGGCAGCAACAGGUCACAAAGCUGGAGACGGACGAGCAUGACUACAAGCUACACCAGCUCCCGCUGGCUCGCAUCAAGAAGGUCAUGAAGGCUGACCCGGAAGUCAAGAUGAUCUCAGCCGAAGCACCCAUCUUGUUUGCAAAGGGCUGCGACAUAUUCAUCACAGAGCUUACCAUGCGCGCCUGGAUCCACGCAGAGGAGAAUAAGCGUCGUACCCUGCAGAGAUCUGACAUCGCCUCGGCACUGUCAAAGUCCGACAUGUUCGACUUCCUCAUCGACAUCGUCCCCCGCGAAGAGGCUCAUCCUCACAAACGGAGCGCUGGACAGAAUGCGGCCGUGCAGUCAUCGGCCGCUGUAGUCCCCCCAGGUGGCAUGCCUCAGCCCGUGCAUACUCAGCACCAGAUGGCGCCUCCAGACUACGUAAUGGGUCAACAGAUCCCGCAUGAAGAAUUCCAGCAACCGACCAUGUACCAGGGCCCCGUACAGGGUGAUCCUAGGGCAUACGGGCAGCAACCCAUGUACGACACUGGUGUCUAUGGCGCAUACCCUAUGGCGCAGCAGCAGAUGUACCCGGUCGGCCAGCGAGGGCCCGAUCCUGGAGUCGGCGACCCGCAGGGUUACCGUCAUGAGGAAGCGGAUGCCGACGCUGAAGGCGAGCGAGAGGACUUUGGCCCGUAGUACGAGCUAGGUACCGCAUUCGCCCCGAUAGAGAUCGACGACGAAGAGGGUAAUGGGGAUGUGAAGUGUUUAAGCUCAUCCCUCAAGUAGCUAGCAAUGGGUGAGAACGGUUGGCGUUUUGGUUUGUAUGGUACAUGGG